Molecule: messenger RNA, 939 nt
Organism: Candidula unifasciata
Lineage: Eukaryota; Metazoa; Mollusca; Gastropoda; Stylommatophora; Geomitridae
Source: the annotation of a GenBank genome assembly
AUGGCGACAAGGAGCUUAACUGAAGUGUUUAUUCUGAUGAGGAACAAUGCUUUGCAAAGCAGGCAUAUUUUUUCAGAGCAGACAUCUGAUGAUCGUACAUCGCUGAUGUCCAGUGCUAACAUGGAUCCUGAGCUAGGCAUGGUGUCUGCCAGGACAGGCUCAUUACCUCCAGAAUGGAUUGAUAAACUCACAGAAAUUCAGUUUGAAUUUACAAAAAUUAAAGAGAAAAUGAAAGAGCUAUCAUCCUUACAUGACAGGCAUCUGAACCGGCCAACUAUGGACGACAGUGUGGAUGAGGAGCAUGAGAUUGAAAUUAGGACUCAACAGAUUACCCAGGUGUUUUCCCACUGCCAGCGUCUAGUCCAACAGAUCAAUAACCAAAGCAGUAGGGGUUCAUUAGAUGAAAGGAAAUUGUCUCACAACAUUGUGGCAUCUCUUGCUCGUACCUUGCAGGAAAUGUCCUCAAACUUCAGAAAAAGCCAGUCAGCAUAUUUGAGAAAAAUUAAGAGCAGAGAAGAAAGGUCCCAGCAGUAUUUUGGCACCCACGUCAGUGAAGAGACUAACCUGCUCAGGGAUGGAAUAGCAACAGAAUCUGAUAUUAUGUAUGAUAAGGGAUUCACAACUGUACAGAUGCAGAUUGUAGAAGACAAUACAGAACUGGUCCAGCACAGAGAGAAAGAAGUGGCUUCCAUUGUCCGUUCUAUCACAGACCUGAAUGAAAUAUUCAAAGACAUGGCUUCCAUGAUUGUAGAUCAGGGCACAAUCCUGGACCGUAUAGACUACAACAUUGAUAAUGCAGCUACUCAUACGGAAAAGGGGCUGGCCCAGCUGCAGGCAGCGGAGAAAUAUCAGAAAAAGAACCGCAAGAUGAUGUGUAUACUAGUGCUAGCUGCUGUGAUCAUUGUUCUUCUAGUCAUUCUCAUAGCUGUGAAAAGCUAG